UAUUAUAGCUUAAUACAAUAUAUUAUUAUUAUAAUAUGUGUACACGACGGCGACUACAACAAUAGGAAAAACGCGAGCGCGCGGAACCGCGUUCACCAGACCGCCGCGUUUGUGCCUAUAUACCUAUGGCAGUGUGCACUGUGCCUACAAGAGCAAGUAGUGUAUGUAAUAUUAUUAUUAUUAUUAUUAUCAUUAUUGUUAUAAGAGUUUUCACCGGAAUAAAAGUCGACGCUGCACACGGUCACAACACAACCUAUGGCGCUAAAGAUAUGGACAUUUCUGUUAGUAAUGUCGUUGCCGGCUGCUGAGCAUGGACGCAGUUUCGGUUCAUUGGCGGCUGUAGUAUUGGGCAAUAUCGAUUACCACCAAAUCCAACAAAAACUGUUCAGUCCCAACGGUAUCGGUGACGGUAAAAUAAUUGUGCCUGCAGUGCCGCCGACACUGUGGUGGACUGGCCAUCGGGUGGACAAGCGCGCCGCCCCUAAGAUAACCAACAAGAACCCGUUCGCGGCGGCGGCCGCGUCUUCGUUAACACCGUCAGCCGACGGCCGGUGCAUGGCCCGCGUGCAGUCCGCGCUUGGUGACAUGAUGUCCUCAGCGACGAGCACCAAAAACGGGAACCGACGUCACACCGCCGUCCCGCAGCCGCCGUCCGGUUUCAUGGAUCUGUCUGGUUACGCGCUACACCAACGAUUGAGGACCGCGCCCGGCGCCGAAAUGUACGUGACCGGGAUGCGCGCCAAAGUGAUGCCACCGCGCGACGCCGCCGCCGCGGAAUCGUCACCGAACGGCGGCGACACCGGUGGCUUCGGUGGCGACCGCUCGUGGGCUCGAGUGGACGGGUGUCGGUAUGAUCCGCUGGGCAACACACUCGAGGCACGCAUGCGGUUCGGCCGCACGUUGAUGGUGUCGGGCUCGGUGAGGCUAUUGUACGGAGGUGGUGGAGGCGGCAGUGGAGUCGGUGAAACCGGAUGUGACAUGACGCUACGUCUCCGCCCCCGGGCUGGUUUGGGAUUCACGGCCGCACCGCUCACAGUGCCGGAAAAAUCGCCGCCCAACCGUCUGACAGCCAUGCCAACGAUGACCAUUCGAACCACGGCCACGUUCAUCGACCCCGAGCCCGCCGACGACCCAGCGGCCGCGUAUGUCAGCGUGCACUCUUAUAAUUGCGUGGGUGGUGCGGCGGGAUUCCCCGGCAACAGGGAACGGCCGGUUGCGACAGCCGCUUCUUCCGACCGUUACGAACAGUAUUUGUCGUCCGAAUUGGGCGGCGGUGUCAGCGACGAACUGCUGCUGUCGGCCGGCGGGGACGCUGACGUGGAUGUGGAUGACGGCGGCGCGGAGUCUGGCGGUUCCAGCGACGAACGUAGCGGUCGACGCCCAUCGCCGCCGCCGCCGUCGUCGUCGUCAGCGUCUGACGAAACCGCACCCGCCGAAAGCCCCUCCGUUACCGACAACUUCCCUUUCGUCUCGGCCGGCUUCGUCAACCCGCCGGCACCCAGCCCGGAACCCAGGCUCCGCCGGAUACAGUACCAUAACAAACUACCCCAACACCCGCUGUUGACCAUCGCCACUGGUCCUGCCGCCACCAACAGUGCGCAUCACCAGCAGGCACAGGACCAACUCCUCAUGGAAAUGGAAGACGUGUUCGUCCGCGGAGUUCGGUCACUGUUGGCCAAACACAUGGAGCGCACCCUGAAACCCGUCUUGAAGGAUUCACUAAUGGCCAACAUGGGUUACACAGUGUCGUACGGUUGACGUGUUAUUAAUGUGACAUUACAAUAUCUAUAUUACAUAUUAUAUAUAUAUAUAUAUAUAUAUAUGUAUA
This is a messenger RNA of Myzus persicae (green peach aphid), 1828 nucleotides long. RefSeq lists its product as uncharacterized. Bases 256 to 1758 code for a protein of 500 amino acids. The record is from RefSeq and is a predicted model, not a curated record. The transcript has 3 exons. Lineage: Eukaryota; Metazoa; Arthropoda; Insecta; Hemiptera; Aphididae.